Molecule: messenger RNA, 2807 nt
Organism: Neurospora tetrasperma FGSC 2508
Lineage: Eukaryota; Fungi; Ascomycota; Sordariomycetes; Sordariales; Sordariaceae
Exons: 8
Coding region: 1-2697 (898 amino acids)
Molecular function (GO): ATP binding; hydrolase activity, acting on acid anhydrides, in phosphorus-containing anhydrides; zinc ion binding
Source: RefSeq, a predicted model, not a curated record
AUGCCAAAGCGGCCCUACACUUCUGGCGUCGGAGCGGCUGCUUCCGAUCGCCGAGAUGAAGCACGUCGCCGUCGAUUGAACGCUGAUAGCUCGUCCUCGGGGCCCUCUCAAUCACACAGCCAAGCAACUCCGAGCUCGCAGCAUCGUCCUCCGGAACAUGUGCAGGCCAUCCAUGACACCCUGAACUGGCUCAGCACCCAGCCCGACAUACUCGAGUCGGACGAUGAAGCCGAGGUCAUUGACCUUACCCAGGCCGAUCCUGGCCCUGUCCUCGAAUUCUAUGGACAUUUCGAUGGCAAGAUUGUCGGUGUGCGAUACUACAACGGCGUAGCCUCUCCCGGUGAAGUGGUUGUCUGCAAGAGAGAACCACAGAACCAGUACGACCCCAAUGCUAUUCGUGUAGAUAACGUGUUGGGCACACAGAUAGGUCAUAUCCCGAGGACCGUUGCUGCUAAGCUAGCCCCUUACAUGGACAACGGCGACCUUGUAGUUGAGGGCAUGCUUACUGGAGAGAAAGAAUUCUACGACUGCCCCGUUCGACUCUAUUUCUAUGGCACGAGCGCGCCACUUCAACGAGCCAGGCUCGAGGAACGGCUGAAAAAGGACAAACUCGUCAAAGCCACCCAACUCAACCAAACACGCAAAGCAAAUGAGGAGCAGAGAAAGAAACGGACACUUGAACUCAGGGGCAAUGGUACCUAUGGCUUCCCUAGCCAAACGCAAGAGCCGGAGCCCCAAGUUACAAUGGAACAGUUGGCCAAGAUGAGCGAGGUCACUAACUUCCGCUCCGGCGGUGAUAUGAUCAAGUCACUCGCCAUGAGUGAGGAGGACCUGGCCAACCUUCCAAUGGCUUCCCAGCCCGAAAAGUUGCGCGCAAAGUUGCUUCCCUAUCAGCUUCAAGGCCUUGCUUGGAUGAUCUCUAAAGAGAACCCUACAAUGCCUGCAAAGGGGUCUACCGACUCAGUACAGCUCUGGCAGCAUACCGCCGACGGCCGGUACUACAACAUGGCAACAGGCUUCUAUAACAAGUCUCCCCCACAGCUAAUGUCAGGCGCCAUAUGUGCCGAUGACAUGGGCCUCGGCAAAACUAUCCAGAUCAUCAGCCUCAUCAUGACCGAAGGCCUGGGUACUGGCCCUACCCUCAUCGUCGCCCCCGUUGGUGUGAUGAGCAACUGGAAGCAGCAGAUCAGACGCCAUGUUCACGAGGAACAUCAGCCAAAGAUCGUCAUAUAUCAUGGAAGUAAACGCAAAGAAUUUGCCAAAACGCUCCAAGACCAAAAUGUGGUGAUUACCAGCUACGGAACCUUGUCCGAUGACGCUCUAGUAAAGACUCGCUGGAGAAGAGUGGUUCUUGACGAAGGACACAGCAUUCGUAAUGCCAAAGCCCAAGUAGCUCAGAAUGCUUGCAAAUUGGAAGCCAAGUCCAGAUGGGUACUUAGCGGAACGCCAAUAAUCAACACGAUUCGUGAUCUCCAUUCGUUACUCAAGUUUCUCCGCAUAACAGGCGGAAUUGAACAGUCAGAAAUCUUCAACACUGUUCUCACAAGGCCACUUGCCAACGGGGAGCCCAAGGGUGAAGCUCUGUUGAAAAGUUUAAUGAAAGAUCUCUGCAUUCGCAGAAAGAAGGAUAUGAAGUUUGUUGAUUUGAAGCUUCCGGAGAAGACAGAACAUAUUUCUCGCAUCACCUUCUGGCCCGAUGAGCAGAAGAAGUACGAUGCUUUACUGUCUGAGGCACAGGGCGUUCUGGAAAACUACCGGACGCAGUCGAAGCGCUCACAGGGACAAUUUCAGGGUGUCCUGGAGAGACUGCUAAGGCUUCGACAAACUUGCAAUCACUGGGUGUUGUGCAAGAAGCGCAUCACAGAAGUUCUCGAGCUUCUCGCAGACAAAGAUGUGGUUGAUCUCACCGAUGAAAACCGCGCCAUUCUGCAACAGGCACUUCAACUCUACAUCGAGAGUCAAGAAGAGUGUCCUAUCUGCAUUGACCCGCUGAGCAACCCGAUCAUCACACAUUGCAAGCACGUCUUUUGUCGAGGUUGUAUUGACAAGGUCAUUGAAGUGCAGCAAAAGUGCCCCAUGUGCCGCGCUCCCCUCUCGGAAGACAAACUUCUUGAACCAGCGCCCGAGCACUCGGCCACUCAGGACGAAGAGGAACUUGAAUCUGAGACCAAGAGCUCCAAGACCGAAGCUGUGUUGGCGCUUGUCAAAGGCACCCUGGAUAAGGAGGGUUCCAAAAUUAUUAUCUUCAGUCAAUGGACCUCCUUCCUCACCAUCAUCCAACACCAGCUAGACGAAGCCGGGUACACUUACACCCGGAUCGACGGCAGCAUGAACGCCGCCCAGCGCGACGCCGCCAUCCGCGCCCUAGACUACGACCCCAACACGCGUAUCUUGCUCGCUAGCUUGGGCGUGUGCAGCGUGGGCUUGAAUUUGGUUUCAGCUGACACUGUCAUUCUUGCUGACAGCUGGUGGGCACCAGCCAUCGAGGAUCAAGCUGUCGACCGAGUCCAUCGGCUUGGUCAAACCAGGCCGACGACAGUGUGGAGGCUGGUAAUGGACAAUUCAAUUGAAGAACGUGUGCUUGAUAUUCAGAAGGAGAAGAGAGAGUUGGUUGGCAAGGCUUUCCAGGAAAAGCAAGAUGGUAAGAAGAAGGUCAAGGAGACGAGGAUGGCUGAUAUUAUGAAGCUGCUUUCUUAGUCUCUGGAAUAAGGACUGUGGAGUCUCAUGAGGAAAGAUUUAUGGUGGCUCAAUGGAUAGAGGAGCACCCGGAUAGCUGGCUUAACUUUGUAUUUGUGCGGGUUGUUUGG